AUGGCUCACGGAUGCUUCAUCAGAGGGGAUCACGACGCAGCUGAGGAUGCUAGUGCAGCAGCUCGUCCCGAUGGUGGUCUCGCAAUGUGGGGCAGCGUUGCGAGCAUGAGAGCGCGGCGAUGUGGCCGGCGGGACUCACGUGGCAAGGGAAUCUCGACCAAGCUUGGUGAAGCACUCUAUCUCUCUCUUAUCUCACGGAAUGCUCUAAAGUUAGCACAAGAGGACCUACAACAGGAUCCGACCAACAUCCUCCUAGCGGAGCUAGAGAAGGGGCACCUGACUGCGAGGCAACUGAAGUAUAGAAUAAUCUCGGUCCUUGAUAGAAAUGAGAAUCUUGUCAGCGAGCCGAACCUUGUUCAGGAGACAUUCGUUUCUCACUUCAAAGAGCUGUUUGCCUUGCGAUCUCUCCCUCCUAGGCCGGCCUUGGAGGACUUACAGCGAGCUAUCCGGUGUUCGCUCUCUAAAGCUCAGGUUGCUUCGCUCGCCCAUCCAUUCUCGGAGAUGGAGAUUCAGGAUACCUUAUUCUCUCUAGCCAGAGGAAAGGCUCUAGGGCCAGAUGGGUAUGGCGUUGAGUUCUUCAAGAUGGACUUUCAAAAAGCGUAUGACAUGGUAGAUUGGGACUUUCUUGAGAUGGUUCUCCGGGCUUUUCACUUCCCGGACCACUUCAUUCGGAUUAUCAUGGGGGACCCUAUGUCCCCUUAUCUGUUUACCUUGGUGAUGGAAGUCUUCUCAGGGAUCCUCACUUUCUAUGCAGAGCUACUUGGCUUCAACUUCUCCUGGAGGUGCAAGGCCACUCGGUUAUCUCAUCUAUUCUUUGUGGAUGAUGUGUUUCUAUUUUGCCGAGUGGAUAUGGCCUUCGUCAGGCUUCUUAAAGGCGAGCUUGAUACAUUCUUGACUUGGAGUGGUUUGAUACCAAACAACAGCAAAAGUGAGGUGUUCCUCGCGGGUGGCUCGGAUGAAUUGAGGACUCAAAUCAAGGAUGCCCUUGGAUUUGUUGAAGGAAAGCUACCGAUGUGCUAUCUAGGAGCCCUUAUCAUCUCCUUGAGGCUCGGCAAGGUGGAUUGCGUUGUCUUGGUCAAUCUCAUUACGACGAGGGUGCAAUCCUGGACUCAUCGCUUUCUCUCAUUUGCUGGAAGAGUUCAACUUAUAAGGUCAGUGCUCCAUGCGAUUCAGGCUUAUUGGGCUAGUGUGUUUAUUAUUCCUGUCCCAGUCUUAGAUCGUAUAGAGCAGGUCCUUAGACAGUUCCUGUGA
Eucalyptus grandis is the source of this 1251-nucleotide messenger RNA. RefSeq lists its product as uncharacterized. The transcript has 5 exons. The record is from RefSeq and is a predicted model, not a curated record. NCBI's taxonomy places the organism in Eukaryota, Viridiplantae, Streptophyta, Magnoliopsida, Myrtales, Myrtaceae. Bases 1 to 1251 code for a protein of 416 amino acids.